ACAAUGAGCAGAUACGCGAUCCUUCCCUACUGGCGCACCAUAGUGCUGGUGCUCACACCCAUCAUCUUCAGCUUCCUCCCUCUUUGUUGGGACACUUCGGCGGCGAGAUGCGGGUACGUCAUUGUGAUAAUGGCGGUGUACUGGAUGACGGAGGCCUUGCCGCUGGCCAUCACCGCUCUCAUCCCCGUCUUCGCCUUCCCCUUGCUUGGUGUCAUCUCCACCGGCGACAUCUGCAUCGUCUACAUGAAGGAGACCAACAUAAUGUUCCUGGGCGGUCUCACAGUCGCCAUCGCCGUCGAGCACUGUAAUUUGCACAGACGAAUCGCGCUAAGAGCCAUCCUUCUCUUUGGUCAAUCACCGCGGAGGCUAAUGGCGGGGUUCAUGUUGACAACAAUGUUCUUGUCCAUGUGGAUCUCCAACACGGCCACCACAGCCAUGAUGGUGCCCAUAGUGGACGCCAUCUUGUCAGAGCUGUAUGUGGGCCAAAGUGACGAAGAUGAAAGCACCCAGUUAAUUGAGGUUCGUAGUGUCCAUCCUUGCCGGAGUUGUGAACAGCACCUAGUUCCUGCUGGCGGGGAACGACAGGUCUCAAGCGAGUGCAAGAAUAGCAACUUGGAGCAAGUGAGUGUGAAGAAGGUGGAUAUGACGUCUAAGGACGCGGACAACACUGGCCUGACCACCUUACCUCCCAACGAGUCGUGUCGCGCCCUCAGGGACAUGUGCUUCUUGGCUACCGCCUACUCUGCCAACCUGGGUGGCACUGGCUCCCUCACAGGCACCGGGCCCAACCUGGUCAUAAAGGGCGUCCUUGAAAGCAUCUACAGCGAGCCGACUGGUCUUAACUUUCUCUCGUGGAUGUUAUUCAACGUUCCCGGCAUGCUGCUCUGUGUUGUCUUGGCCUGGCUGUGGCUGCAGCUCUACUUCUCGGGAUUGUUGUGUGGCCAAAGGAAGAAAAUUAUCCAAAAUCCAUCAGCGGAGCGACAGAAGGCAGUGAAGCAGCUGAUAUUAGCCAAGUACCGCGAGCUGGGACUCAUCACCUUCCAGGAGGUUGUAGUGCUGACCCUCUUCAUCAUUCUUGUUCUGCUGUGGCUCUUCAGGGCUCCAGAGUUCAUCCCUGGAUGGGCAAAGUGGUUUAAAGAUGCUUUUGGAGUGAAAAUGAAUGAUGCAACUCCUGCAAUAUUAAUAGUAGUGCUGCUGUUUAUUCUCCCAGCCAAGCUCAACUUCUGGUGCUUCCGGGGACGAGACGAGCCUGAGCCCAAGCGCCUGGACAACAACUCCUGCCUGACGUGGAAAGUUGUGCAGGAGAAGAUCCCUUGGGGCGUGGUCCUCCUGCUGGGCGGAGGCUUUGCCAUGGCUGAGGGCGCUAAGGUGUCCGGUUUAUCCCAGUGGAUGGGAGAGUCGCUAAAAGGUUUAAAUGGUUUACACAGUGUGUACAUCGUGAUGAUUGUAACUUUCUCAACUGCCAUGCUAACAGAAGUUGCCUCCAACACUGCCACAGCUUCUAUACUGCUUCCAGUUCUGAAUGAGUUGGCAGUGAACAUACACGUAAACCCAAUCUAUCUAAUGCUGCCAGCUUCUGUAUGCUGUUCCUAUGCUUUCAUGCUACCAGUUGCAACUCCUCCUAAUGCCAUAGUGUUUGAGGCAGCAAACAUGAGGACUACGCAGAUGAUGUAUGCGGGCAUAGUGAUGAACAUUAUCUGCAUCAUUGUAAUCAACGUGAUGAUCAACACUUUGGGCGUGUACAUGUUUGAUCUCAACACUAUGCCUUCAUGGACCAACUCAACAACUUUACUGUAGUGACGGUAUUGACCCCAUAGUUAUAAUAGACUCCCUUUAUAGUUGUACGUGUUGCAACGGCUCAAGGGAUAGGGACCACAAAAUUAAGAAAAUUAUGAAAGAGUCGAUAGUCAAAACAGUUGUUCAGAAGGACUUUAUAAGUGUAAUAAAUUUUGAUAAAUGGUGAAUUUAGGUUAUUGGUGUAUUUUCACAGGGGGUUUAUUCCUGUCCUGGACAGUUUUUUAACUAAAAUAUACUUGCUCUGUCAGCAAGCUAUUGUAAUGACUUUAUUAACCCCUCCUAAGAUUGAUAAGCCUUCAGCUCAAUAUUAUUUUAGUUAUCAGAGAUAUAUACUCACGGGUGUAUUAUUUGUGCAUACAUACUACUAACUAUGUUCACGUUUAAAUUAUACUUGCUGGCUGGUCAGCAAGUUAAUGUAGCAGCGUUAACAGCCAUCUAGAGGUUGAUAGGGCUCAAACUCAACACCAAAUCAAACUACUUUUCCUAAGGAAAUAUACACCUAGAGAUGUAUCCCGGUAUGAGAAUGGAUUUUGCCAGCUGUCUUAAUGUGUGCAA
Molecule: messenger RNA, 2352 nt
Organism: Procambarus clarkii (red swamp crayfish)
Lineage: Eukaryota; Metazoa; Arthropoda; Malacostraca; Decapoda; Cambaridae
Product: Na(+)/citrate cotransporter
Biological process (GO): citrate transport; transmembrane transport
Cellular component (GO): membrane
Molecular function (GO): succinate transmembrane transporter activity; citrate transmembrane transporter activity
Source: RefSeq, a predicted model, not a curated record